Molecule: messenger RNA, 3071 nt
Organism: Aspergillus costaricaensis CBS 115574
Lineage: Eukaryota; Fungi; Ascomycota; Eurotiomycetes; Eurotiales; Aspergillaceae
Product: cytochrome P450
Exons: 10
Coding region: 1-2991 (996 amino acids)
Molecular function (GO): monooxygenase activity; oxidoreductase activity, acting on paired donors, with incorporation or reduction of molecular oxygen; heme binding
Source: RefSeq, a predicted model, not a curated record
AUGCUAGUCUACCUCACCAACUUUUUUAUAGCAUGGCUCGCCUACUUUUGGCGACCCAAACAACAACCCUGCAGCAGUCUAACACUGCCGCAUAUUCCCGCCUCUCCGCCAUACAGUCUCGCAGAUGUACACGACCUCGACUUCUGCAACGUUUCCAUCAUCCUGACUCACCCCGGUGAAAAUGACACUGUCGCUGUCUCUGUCUGGCUCCCCCUCGCCAGCUGGAAUGGCCGUUUCCAGGCUACUGGUGGCGGCGGCCUCGCAGCCGGCAUCAUCGGCCUGGCCUCAGCUCGCCCAGUCAGCCAGGGCUACGCUACAGCUGCAACAGAUGGAGAUAAUCCCCAGACGGGGGCCUGGGCUCUGCGCCCCGACGGCUCCAUCAACACCGCUCUGCUAGAGAACUUCGCCCAUCGCUCCAUCUAUGACAUGACUAUCAUCGGGAAGACCCUUACCGAGCGCUUCUACGGAUCUCCGCCAAAGUACUCCUACUGGAGCGGCUGCUCCACCGGCGGCAGACAGGGAUACUUCGCCGCAGCAAAGUAUCCGAGUCUCUUUGACGGAAUUCUCGCCGGUGCACCGGCCCUCAAUUUCCCACGUUUAAUCGGAUAUAUGUCCUGGCCGCCGGUGCAUAUGUUCCAGUCCGCAGCGCCGCCGCAGUGCGUCUUUGACGCAUUCCUAAAAGCAAUCAUCGACACAUGUGAUCCACUCGAUGGAGCCACGGACGGGUUAAUAUCAGAUUACAACCCACAGAGCUGCCCAUUCGAUCCCGAAACACUUGUCGGUCAAACGGUACCAUGUCCGGAGAUGGGCUCAGAUUCUCCAGUGACCAUUACAGCCCAGCACGCCACCCUCGUCAAGCAAAUCCUGCAAGGUCCCGAACUUCCAGAUCACCCCAACCUCUGGACAGGACUCCCACCGGGCGCCUCAUUCCGCAGAACGGCAAACACCGAAGUCAUCAACGGAUCGAUCGUCAGACCAGUCCCCUUCUUCCCCAUCAUCGGAUGGAUCAAGAAUUUUGUCUUUCGGGAUCCGGACUACAAUGUAUUCGAUAUGAAUCUCGAUGACUUCGACACUGUCUACCGUCUCACGCUGGACGGCUACAACGGCAUUUUCGGCUCGGAUGAUUUCACUCUCUCUGAUUUUCGUCGCGCAGGGGGGAAGCUGUUGACCUGGCACGGGUUAGCGGAUGAGCUGAUCCCAGCGUCGUGGACGAAUGCGUUUUGGGAUAGGGUUGAUAGGAAGAACGGUGGCGAUGCGGAUGAGUUCUAUCGAGUGUUCCUUGCGCCGGGACUGGGACACUGCUCGGCCGGGUAUGGGCCGAGACCGGUUGAUCCGUUGGGUGCAUUGGUGCGCUGGGUGGAGGAAGGGAAUCCGCCUGAUCGGCUGAGUGCGGCGGCUGUCAGGGCGGAUGGGACGGAGGUGACGAGGGAGUUGUGUCGGUAUCCGGCGACGUUGGUCGUAUACAUCUUCAUCUCAUUUUUCACUCGCAAGAGCAAGCAUCCGCCUCUACCUCCCGGUCCCCGACGAAAGCCUAUUGUGGGUAAUCUCUGGGAUUUGCCCGAUCCAAGUCAGCAAGAUUGGCAGCACUGGCUGAAGCACAAGGAUCGCUAUGGCCCAAUCAGUUCCCUCAGCAUCAUGGGCCAAACCAUCAUCGUCUUGAACGAUGCCCGACUAGCGGUGGAACUACUCGAGUCACGAUCGUCGAUCCACUCCUCGCGUCCACAGCAACACUUUGCAGAGAUGGCGGGCUGGAACAACGUCCUCGGAGCGGUGAAGCAGUCUCAGCGCAUCCGAGCAACGCGCAAGAACCUGCAUAGGGAGAUCGGAUCCAACAAUUCGGUCGCUCGAUUCAAUGAGAUCCAGAUAGCGGAGGUGGGUAGGUUUCUACUGAGGGUACUGGAUGCGCCGGACAAGUUGAUGCAGCAUAUACGCAAAGAGGCGGGCGCAAUUAUCCUAAAAGUAGGAUACGGGUAUACCAUCGAACCGCAUGAUCAAGACCCGUUGGUUGAUCUGGCCGACAAGGCCAUGGAGGAUUUCUCGAUGGCCAUGCUUCCAGCCACAUGGGCAGUGGACUUUUUCCCACCCCUGAAGUAUCUUCCAACCUGGUUCCCAGGUACAGAGUUCAUGAAGAUCGCACAACGCUAUCGAAAGAAUGUCACAGCAUUCAGCGAUAUCCCAUAUGCAUUCGUGAAGGAACAGAUGCGAACUGGCCGCUUCGUACCGUCUUUUCUCUCCAACCUUCUCGAGAGCAGUGCUUUCGAGCCCGGAUCCGAAGAAGAGAAUACUGUCAAGUGGUCUGCUGGAUCGCUCUACGCCGGGGGAGCUGAUACGACUGUCUCCUCCAUAGCCAGCUUCUUCCUCGCAAUGGCUCUCUUCCCUGAAGCGCAGCGCAAGGCACAGCAAGAAAUUGACACCGUGAUCGGAACAGACCGACUGCCGCAGUACGGAGACCGGGAACAACUACCUUACAUCAACGCCUUAGUCAAAGAGACGCUCCGAUGGCAUCCAGUCGUACCUAUGAACGUUGCACACACCUCGACCGAGGAUGAUGUCUGCGAGGGAUACUUCAUUCCCAAGGGAUCGUCAAUCCUUGCCAAUAUAUGGGGAUUCACCCACGACCCAGCCGCCUACCACGACCCGAUGACAUUUAAACCCGAACGAUUCCUAGGCCCAAAGUCAGAGCGAGAUCCCCACUUCCUUGUGUUCGGAUUCGGUCGUCGUGUCUGUCCGGGAAAGACUCUAGCUGACGUAAAUGUGUAUUUCACCAUCGCCCAAGCCCUCGCUGUCUUUGAGAUCUCAAAGCCAGUGAAGGAUGGGAAAGUUGAGGAUAUUCAGCCGGAGUUUCUCCCGGGAGUCAUCAGUCACCCAGCGCCGUUUAAUGUGUCUAUUCGGCCGAGGAGUGCGAAGCAUUUGGAGUUGCUUCGGUCGUUGGAGGAGAGGUAUCCUUGGGAGAAGAGUAAUGCGGAGGAUUUGGGGAAUAUGCAAUAUUAAGAGGAGGUGCUGGUGGAGAUGGUGUCGUGGUGGGUGGGCUGAGACAGUGGUGGCUAGGGCUGUUGUAUAUUGGCUGAGUG